GAAAGACCGGCCCGGAAUCCGAGUGUAAGGGGUAUGGUGCUUACACGCUUACAUGUGGUCGUAUUGGAGCAAGCCGCCUUGCAUGUUGGAGCGUGCACGUUCGAGUGAACAGGUGCCCUCCCCCAGUGCUUCCAGCAGGCGUUAAUUGAGAGCAAGUAUCGGGAAAGUUAGCCCAACCGAGCAACGCGCAACCAUGAGCUUUUUCGCAUCCGUCGAAUUGGGACCCCCCGUGGAAGUGUUUGCCCUGAAUAAGGCUUGCAUCGAAGACCCCAAUCCUAACAAGGUUAACCUUGGCGUUGGAGCUUACCGCACGAACGAAGGAAAGCCAUGGAUCCUGCCGGUGGUGAAAAAGGCUGAGGCGGCUAUCAUCGCGGAUGGAUCGCUGAACCACGAAUAUCUACCAGUUCUCGGAAUGGACAACAUUACGAACGCCGCCACCACGCUUCUGUUGGGUGAAGAUAAUUGCGCACUUAAGGACAAGCGUGCCUUCGGUGUGCAGUGCCUUUCCGGCACCGGAGCACUGCGGCUUGGGGCCGAGUUUCUUGUGCGGAUUCUCAACCGUACCACGUUCUACUACUCCGAUCCGACGUGGGAAAAUCAUCACAAAGUUUUUACGUACGCCGGGUUCACGGAACCGCGCACGUACAGGUACUGGCACCAGGACACUCGUGCCAUUGACUUCGCGGGCAUGCUGGAGGACCUCGGCAAUGCACCGGAGGGAGCCGUGGUGAUUCUGCACGCUUGUGCCCACAACCCGACCGGCAUCGAUCCUACCGAGGAUCAAUGGAAGCAGAUUGCGGACCUGUGCGAAAAGCGGAAGCUUUUCCCGUUCUUCGACUCGGCUUACCAGGGCUUCGCCAGCGGCGACCCGAACAAGGACGCCUUCGCCGUUCGGUACUUCGUCAGCCGUGGAUUUGAGCUGUUCUGUUCGCAAAGCUUCGCCAAAAACUUUGGCCUCUACAACGAGCGUAUCGGAAAUUUGACGGUGGUCCAAAAGGAUCCUAGCACUAGCGCCGCGGUCGCUUCGCAGCUUACGCUGUUGGUUCGUGGUAUGUACUCGAACCCACCGGCAUUUGGUAGCCGGAUCGUGAGCCGCGUACUGACCGAUAAGGAUCUCCGCAACGAGUGGAUGGAGUGCAUCAAGACUAUGAGCUCGCGAAUCAUUACAAUGCGGAAGGCCCUUUACGAUGAGCUCAUCGCCCUCAAGACUCCGGGUACAUGGGAACACAUUACCAAUCAAAUUGGUAUGUUCUCGUACACGGGUCUCAAUGAGAAACAAGUACAAAUUUUAAUAAAGGAGUUUAGCAUCUACUUGCUGAAAACGGGACGUAUCAGCAUGUGCGGACUAAACGAGGGCAAUGUGGCGUACGUUGCGAAGGCCAUCCAUGCAGCGGUCACCAGGGAAUAGUACCCACUCGACGACAGCAGCACAGGGGAUGAAAGAUAGCUCUGUGGGAACCAACAAACAUCACCAAGCUACACCGAAGAGCUGAUAUAAUCAACGAACAGUCAGUCCUCUUUUCCCUUAACGAUCAAUCUCACACCAGAGACAUGCACCACGAUAAGCCUUAAGAUUUUGCAUUUGCUGUUUUUUUUUGCAUUUUGAAAUUUGCCUUGAUUGAUAACCAGCCACAAGGUUAGACUUUGGUCUGCAAACAAGAGAUGAUAAAGUCAAGGGCCUUGAAAACCACUUACACUUAUGUGGCUACGAACGAAAGAACAUAACGCUUAAAACCUGCAUCAUGCGGCGACACAGUACAAUACAUUUGAUAGAACACCACACCUUACACACGGGUCCUAAAUGGUAAUCGGUAGCCGAGUUAUGAGCCGUUGUAGGUAUAAUUGUUUUGUAGGGAGUGUGGUUUUUUCUGUAAUUUUGGUAAAUGAAGUUUCAUAACUGUUGUAGUUCAUUUUAAUCUGUCUUAAAGGUAGUGCAAUAUUUGGAGCCCGUGCAAUGUAUUAAGACGAAGGCAUUUCAACUAUGCUCACAAUGGAACAAUAAAUAUAUGCUGUAUUACAAAAAACGGAACAUUCUACUACAUAUUUUUUUUGAAAAAUGUCACUGUCAAAUAUCCGGCAACUGUAAGCAUGAAAAAAUCCACCUAACCGAAGCUCAUUUGGUUUGCAUUUUAUUUUAGCUUCAAUUUUGGUUUCAAUUUCUUGUGUACUUGAAAA
Messenger RNA from Anopheles nili, 2175 nucleotides. It is a transcript of the gene Got1, whose product is annotated as aspartate aminotransferase, cytoplasmic. Gene Ontology annotation, cellular component: cytosol. Lineage: Eukaryota; Metazoa; Arthropoda; Insecta; Diptera; Culicidae. The transcript is spliced from 5 exons. The record is from RefSeq and is a predicted model, not a curated record. The coding region runs from base 194 to 1408 and encodes 404 amino acids. Gene Ontology annotation, molecular function: L-aspartate:2-oxoglutarate transaminase activity; pyridoxal phosphate binding. Gene Ontology annotation, biological process: L-aspartate biosynthetic process.